Messenger RNA from Nyctereutes procyonoides (raccoon dog), 3089 nucleotides. RefSeq names its product interleukin 23 subunit alpha (gene IL23A). Gene Ontology annotation, cellular component: interleukin-23 complex; extracellular region. Gene Ontology annotation, biological process: immune response; positive regulation of T-helper 17 cell lineage commitment; positive regulation of T cell proliferation. Bases 1492 to 2079 code for a protein of 195 amino acids. Gene Ontology annotation, molecular function: cytokine activity. NCBI's taxonomy places the organism in Eukaryota, Metazoa, Chordata, Mammalia, Carnivora, Canidae. The record is from RefSeq and is a predicted model, not a curated record. The transcript is spliced from 4 exons.
GGGCCACAGGAGAUACUAAACACAGUAAGGUGAGCUCCUCUCCUCCCCCUACAAUCCCCGUUUCCUUAUUCCAUUUGUGUCUACAUAGGUAGACAGAGGCAAACCAUUUCCCACUCACACUGAGAUUUAUCUCUCCUGAUGCUGGAAAUAUUUUAUCCAAAGGAAAGUUACCACAGAGUCAUAAUAUUUGAAUCAAAGGUUUCAUUGGGCAGUUUUGAAUAGUUCUAAGGGAAGGGAGACCUCUAUCAAGGGUAAGUUACUCAGAGAAGGGUGAACUUCUUGGGGAGGCCUUAAGGACCAUCUGUGUGGUCAGCCAUGUCCUCAUUCUGACGUCCAAAUUGUUCUGGGACCCUCCACUGGGGUUGGGGCAGUCCCAGAUUUGGACCACCCCCCACUCCCACGCCCAACUUCACAUUCUCAGCUGUUUCACUGGAUGUUGCAUCAGGGAGGGUGAUGAAAUCAGUGUCAGUGGAUUUUACCCAUGGAUGCAACAGGCUGAAGGACUGGCCAGGGUCACUGACAUAGCGCACCUCAACUCCCUAGACCUCCUGGACUUCCUAGCUGUGGGACAGGGAUUAGGCGUUAGAAUAUCUAGCCCUUGCUUACCCUGGCAUCCCAAAAGAACCACCACCUGAACCCCACAGAUCCUAUGAAACAUUGGGCCACUAAGGCUGAGGAGUCAGAAGGUUCUCAGCAACAAUUCUCUCCCUCCAAGAGCCCCCAAGCCCUCCUAGUCUCCACAAUGAGGCCUGAAGUGGGGGCAGUAAUGUUUUAUGGCAUUAUAUGGCUUCCCAGUUCACAAAGUACCAUCGAGUCCAUUCUCUUCCAGUGAAAAUAAUUGUUCUCAAGAGAGAAAAAGAAGCCCCCUGGUUCUUAGAUAGAGGGCACCAGGUGGAAACCAAACUUCAUUCCAAACAGCUCACUAUCCUAUUGGGAAAUAAAUGAAUGCUUGUUUUUUAUUUUUCUCAGGCAGGAGGUAAGGAAAUUAGGUGCUAGGGGGAAGUAUAUAGCUUUCAGAGGCAAAAAGAUGAGGGAAAAGUUAAACAGGAAGGAACUUGAGACUAGAUUCAUUUAAAUAUUCGUUCCUCCUACCCCCACCCCCUCUACAGCCACUUCGAUUCAUGGAGAGCAUUACACAUAUGCCCCAUCCUAGGCCUCCAGCCACAGCAACCACACGUCUCAUUUCCCUUGGAACUAAGGCUGCAUACCUGGGCUCCCCACGGAGGGGGAUGAUGCAGGGAGGGGAAUCCCACCUGCUGUGAGUCACCUGCUAGUAUAAAGGGCGGGUCUUACAAUGCAGGGACCUUAAAAAGAGACUCAGAGACAAGGGGAGAAAAACAGCAGGAAGCAGUUCAGAAACAGAACAGAAGGAACCAAACCAGAGACUCACAGAGCGGAGAGCAUCAGGCUCAGCACAGGGAAGUGGGCAGAGAUUCCACAAGGACCAGUGCAAGGCCCAGAGCCAGCCAGAUUUGAGAAGCAGGCAGCGAGAUGCUGGGAAGCAGGGCUGUGAUGCUGCUGCUGCUGCUGCUGCUGCUGCUGCUGCCCUGGACUGCUGAGCCCCGGGCCAUGCCUGAGGGCAGUAGCCCUGCCUGGAUUCAGGGCCAGCAGCUCUCACAGAAGCUCUGCACGCUGGUGUGGAGUGCACAUCCUCCCAUGGGACAUGUGGACCUACCAAGAGAAGAGGGAGAUGGCGAGACUACAAGUGAUGUCCCCCGCAUCCAGUGCGGGGAUGGCUGUGAUCCCCAAGGACUCAAAGACAACAGCCAGUUCUGCUUACAAAGGAUCCACCAGGGCCUGGUUUUUUAUGAGAAACUGCUGGGCUCAGACAUUUUCACAGGGGAGCCUUCUCUACUCUCUGAUGGCCCUGUGGGCCAGCUUCACGCCAACCUUCUGGGCCUUAGGCAACUCUUGCAGCCAGAGGGUCACCACUGGGAGACUGAGCAAACUCCAAGCCCCAGUCCCAGCCAGCCAUGGCAGCGCCUCCUCCUCCGCCUCAAGAUCCUUCGCAGCCUCCAGGCCUUUGUGGCUGUAGCUGCCCGGGUCUUUGCCCACGGAGCAGCAACCCUAAGCCUGUAAAGCCAAUGGCUUAAGGAUGGUACCCAGAUCUCCAUGGCUCAGCAGUGCUAAAUGAAUCAGCCCGGGCACCUGUGAGCCAAUAAGUUAUCAGUCCAUUAAUUCUAAUGAGACUUGCAUAUGUUGCAUACUGACUAACUUAUGAUGCUGACCUAGGACAAAGUUGAAUAUUUAUUCAAUAGGAAGGGAAAACUUAAGAUUAUUUAUCCUCAUGGCAGCAGCUUGGGGAGGAUUAUUUAUUAUAUUUAUAUUGAAUUAUGUACUUUUUUCAAUAAAGACUUAUUUAUGUGGAUAUCUGAGUCUGAUUUCUAGGCUUGGUUGGGAAAAGGAAAAAGAGGGCCAAAGGACUACUGUAUGCAUCCUUCUGCAGGGCUCCAGUGGACAAGGAUAUAUUUUCCUGACCUACUGGUAUAUACAUAGAGUAUCAAGGAUCUUUUAGGUCUAGAUCCUGGCAUAGCUAAGCAAGCUGAAUCGGAUUACAAAGGGUUAAGAUGAGGAAGCUGGGCCCCUAAAUGUGACUCCCUUUGCCACCUGACCCUGUGCCUCCUUACUUUCUUGGCCAAGAGUGUAUUUGGCCAAAGACAGGAGUCCCGAUCACUGCAGGAUCAAAAGUCAGAGCUGUUUUGAGCAGAAAGGGUAUUCCAGGAAGAUGGUGGUAAAUCCCCCAAAUUAAUGGGAUUAUCCCUUAAGGACAUCUGUGAGCCCCAUCGGAGGGCCUGACUACCCAAGGGGAGGUAAACUAUCUUUGAAGCAAAGAGAAGGGGGAGGCUACUGUGAUCAUUUCCCUUCCUUUUCUCCAUAGUCACAACAUUAAAAAAGCACAGGCUUUGAAGUCAAACAGAACCAGGCUUGUAUCUUGGCUUUGUCACUAAACAGCCAAGUGACAAUGGGCUAGUUCAAAACUGCCCAUUCUAGAACCGUACCCACCCCCCCAACUUAUAUAUGGCUCACAGACUUCUGGAAGAAUCUAAGGGACAGGAAAGGCUGUUCUAAACAGGGGAGUAAGAAAAAAA